This is a messenger RNA of Ruditapes philippinarum (Manila clam), 1540 nucleotides long. RefSeq lists its product as uncharacterized. The transcript has 5 exons. The record is from RefSeq and is a predicted model, not a curated record. Lineage: Eukaryota; Metazoa; Mollusca; Bivalvia; Venerida; Veneridae. Bases 107 to 1312 code for a protein of 401 amino acids. Gene Ontology annotation, molecular function: zinc ion binding.
UGUGUACUUUGUUUUAUGUUUAUCAAUUUCAAAUGAUUAAUUCACGUACUAAUAUCAAUUUUAUAGCAUUAUAUGGAUAGUUUGAACGUUUGUUUAUUUUAUUAAAAUGGAAGUGUCGGGAAAAUUAGCCGACUUAAGUACGUUGAAAAAAAUAAAGGAAAAAUUGUGCGAACCAUGUAAAGAGGACAACAUAUCGAGAGCGGCUGGCGGAAUUUGUAAGCAAUGUGAAGAAUAUAUGUGCUGCAUUUGCUUUAAAAAUCACCUUGCAGCACGAUCGUGUAGAAAGCAUGAAUUAAUGGAAAGCAAAGGGUUGCAAACUGAAGUUCGUAAUGUGGGCGAGAAUGAUAAUUGUGAAGUAUGUAGCAAACAUAAGAGUGAGACAAUAAAGUAUUACUGUCGGCGCCACGACGAUGUAGCCUGCGGAGAAUGCAUGCUGCUGGGCGAACACAAGGGCUGCUCUCCAGAACUGAUAAGAUGUUUGGCCAAUAAUUUCCAAAAAAACGAUGAGUUCAAAGGUUUAACUGAACGAAUUGAUAAUCUCAAAACUGAGACAGGUUUUACUACCGAUUUGAUAAAACUAGCAACGGUGAAAAACUCAAAAAUGAACGGAGACGCACUUACAGACAUUAAAAUGUUUAUGGAUCAUAUAAGAUUCCUUAUAAACGAAACAGAGCAAGGUUUGCUUUCGAAAGUGAACGAAAUUUAUCUACAAAAUGAAGAAACCCUUAGCAGUAUGGCAAGAAUACAUGAAUCUACUGAAACGAAAUUAGAAUCAGUCAAACGGGAUAUAAACCCAUUAAUUUGCUCAGAAAAUGCUCUGUUUAUAAAAAGUGUUAAAUGCAAACGAACAAUAGUUGGUAUUGAAAAUAUAUGUUCUGAAACUUUAAAAAAUGCUACUAUUAAAAGAUUUGAAUUAAGAAAAGAUGGCAUACUUCUUAAUAAGCUGACAUCUCCGGGGUCGUUUGGAACAAUAUCAAGUGUUGUUCAGCAGAUAUAUGGAAAUCAAGAUAAUGGUUCAGGUUAUCACAAAGUGCACGGCGAUGGCGACAACAGGUUCAAUGCCGCUGCCCAUGAAGAUUAUCUGCCUAUGGUACGGCGGGCAUGUGAUUUAUCAAAUCUUCAGCUGUUGAAGAACGGACCAAGACAUUCAGGGGCUAGAGGUGAUGACAUACCGACAAAAAGUGGGGCAGACGCAAAAGAGAAAACAAGUCGCCAGGAAGCAAUGAAAUCAGGGCCUGCUGCCACAGACAAGAGUGAACUUGCAGAAAAACCUGUGACAGACCGCGAUGGACAACCGAUGCACUCUCCAUAAUGCCCCGUUGUAUUCACACACAAGUUAAGGAGAAAGGCAGAGUUCUCGUAAAGUGAUUCGUACAACAUUUAAAUGGUUGGGUCGAACAUGCCUGGCAGUUGUGAACAUAAACAAAGGAAGAAUAUAUCCUGUACAUCAGAUAAUUUAUUAUACAAACAGAAGAUGUGUUGUUGAAAAUUUGAAAGUGAUUUACAAUUAUCUGUUUAUUGUAAAAAAAUAAAACUUUCA